Messenger RNA from Phlebotomus argentipes, 4231 nucleotides. RefSeq lists its product as uncharacterized. The record is from RefSeq and is a predicted model, not a curated record. Lineage: Eukaryota; Metazoa; Arthropoda; Insecta; Diptera; Psychodidae. The coding region runs from base 11 to 2731 and encodes 906 amino acids. The transcript has 9 exons. Gene Ontology annotation, cellular component: plasma membrane.
UGACAGCAUCAUGCAAUCGAGUGUCCCCCCGAUGGGAGGCCGUGUGUGGAUUAAGCUGCUCCUCGUCGCCACGCUGACGUCCUUCGCGGACUGCAUCACGCCGUCAAUCAUGCCCCCGCAGAAGCGCGCCGGCGGUUCAGACACAUUCAAGGAUCACUGCAACAAGACCGUGGACAUUUAUGUGGACGUGGCGUCGCCGGAAGUGACAAACCUCAAUCGCGGCCAACCGCUGACGUGCUGGUAUCGCUUCAGGAGCUUUCGAGGAGCGCCGCGGGAUUGGGUCCUGAGGUUGAGGUUCAACAAAUUCAAAGUCGGCACUCUCGUGAAUGCUACGCACUGCGACGGCGGAUAUUUGCAGAUUGUGGAUGGUAAUGCCAAGACUGAUGUCUCCAAUCGUCGUGAACCAGGCAUGUUUUGUGGUGAGGCUGAACAACCGCAGACGUUCAUUAGUGAGACGAGCUACGUUAAAAUUCUCUUUCACACUGACAAUUUCACGGAUCAGACGUAUUUCUCAUUCGAGUCGAGAGCCGAACAACAAAUGGAAGUGUAUCUGCGCUAUGGCCAGCAUCCAGAACUGUACCCAAAUCGACGGGGUGAAGUGGUGCAGGGGGCGUACUGCGAACGCGAGUUUCGGGACUGUCGUCUGCAGACAUGCUACGUCCAGUCGCCCGCAUAUCCUGGCCUGUACCCGAGAGCCCUGAAAUGUCGCUACCGGCUCCACACGAGGCAACCAUUUAUCAAGCUCUACUUGCAGAACGAGCACUUUGCCGUUGAUGGACAGAGGUGCGAGAACAUCAUGACCUGUCCUAUGCGCGAAAUCGGAUCCGGAGUCGAGCACUGUCCGUACGACUGGCUGGCCGUCUAUGACGGACGUGACGAGCAUGCAUCGCUCAUUGGACGAUUCUGUGGCAUGGGCAAGUUUCCCUUCAGCAUCAUUGGCACUUCUCAGCACAUGUAUGUGGAAUUUGUGACGUCUCCGGCGGGUCCGCUGCUCAACACGGGCUUCCACUUCAACGUGGGCAAUUGGCCGGGUCACGUGGAGACGGCGGGCGUGAAGAGCGGCGCCUGCGACUGGCUGCUGAGCUCUGACGCCCUGCGCGCCACGAGCGCCUCGGAGGGCAUCUUUCUGAGCGUGGCGCACUGGUACCCGCCCAACACGAGCUGCAACUACCACAUCCAGGGCAACGAGGGCGAAGUCGUUCGCCUCUACUUUCCCAGCUUCCGCAUCAAUCGCAUCGAAGCCGCCAUAAGGAAGUACGACGGCGACUGCGCUGAGUCGCUCACGAUUUACGACUCCGGACGACCCGAUCCCGCACGCAUCAUCAAGACCUUCUGUGAUACCUUCUCGCGACCUAUGGAGAAGGUGGACUUCGUGAGCACGGGCCGGUCGCUGUACGUGCGCUUCGAGUCGCACACGGGCUCGUACAGCGGCAGCUCGCUAUACUACUGGGCGCACUAUGACUUCUUCAACAACACCAAGUUCGGCGACGCCGUGCCCAACACACUCUGCGACGAGGUCUUCUACGCGUGGAAGUUCACGAGGGGAAAGCUGCGCUCGCCGCUUAACACGCUGAUUUACAAGAGAACGGCCGGAAGCGACGUGCGAUGCCAGUACAAGUUCGUCACGGACAAGAGACUCUACGCGAGAGUUGUCGUGGAAGUCACUGCGGUGUCUUUUAAGGAGUUGCCCUACAACAUGAACUCAUGCACACGAUGCCACGAGGAGCGCGUGGACAAGCUCGUGAUCUGGGAGGAUCGGGACAAGCAGCAGAACCACCUGGCCUGCUUCUGUGACAACAUCCCGCGAGCUGUGCGCGUAAUUUCGUCCGGAGACCAGAUGAACCUCGAGAUGAUCGUUCAGGGUCAGCACGCCACUGCGUCAUACUUCAAGAACACCAAUCCACUAUUCCAGGCCAACUACGAGUUCGCACACGGGCCUCUGUGCGGCCCCAUCACCAUCGGCCCAUCGCCCGACGGGGAGCUCAUGUUCCCCUUCCGGAACGCCCUCGGACUGCCCAUUUCGAGCGAGCACAAGCACGAGAAGUGCAUCUGGGAGCUGCGCGUGGCCUCGCAGAGGGAUCUCUGGCUUCACCUGGACAAGGCGCGCUUCUCGGAGCGCUCCUGCGAUCAGGGGCGCAUCGAGGUGUACUUGGCGGGACGCCUGGAACCGCGCUUCAUCAUCUGUCCGGACAACACGAGUCUGGCGCGCGACUUGCCAAUUCUCUCGGCAGCCGAACUGGGCGCCCUGGAUAAUGAGAACGAGCCGCUGCCGGUCCUCAUUCAAUACAUCGGCGACAACACGCCGGGACGCAAUGCCUUCCGCUUGGUGUGGACGGAGCUCUUCCAUCUGCCCAGGAAUGCCGACGGAACACUGGCCACGUCAAUGCUUCAGGGUGGCGACUGUGAUUUCCGCUGUCCCGGCGACACAUCCGUCUGUAUUCCCAAGCAUCUCGUGUGCAAUGGCAUCAUGAACUGCCCCAACGUCACGAUGACCCUGACGAAUCUGGAGAAGAUCGCGCAGUACAUCGAGGAGAAUCUCAUUCGGCUGGGCAUCUAUGAUGACCACCUGAAGACUCUCACGCACCUCACAGACGAGUCUCCCGAGAUCUGCCAUCGAACCCCACCUGAGGACCUGCCCUACUUCAAACUGCUGCUCAUCGCGGCGGGCCUGAGCCUCCUGCUGGCCAUCUUCCUCGCCAUCCUCUGCCGGAUGUGCCGACGAAAGUACUAAGGUUGUGUAAAUAUGGACGCACAGCAAAAGGGUCUGACUUGUUAUGAAUCACUAAAAAUUAGUGAUUUUAUUAUCUCACCUGUAGAUUCUAGUGAACUGACAAGGGUAAUAAGAGUAAGUUUAUGUCUAUGGUUGCGCGGGUCUUCCCUCUAAAUUGACGUUUCCAGAAGCCCCGCCCACUCGAAUGCCCCGCCCAGUUGCAUCUUCUCUGUUUUGUGUGCCAUCUCGAACUGCCAAGAAGUCGCAAGAAUAGACUAAAAAAUACACCAAAUGUCAGUCAUUUUAGAUGGAAAUGUUUUAUAGUUAAGUGGCAAUUUGCCUUUUAGAGUGGUUUAUCGUGAAAAGUACGAGCAAUAAACUUUAACUUCCCGCCCGUGUAACCAAUAGAAGAUGCUGUAAAAGAUGUUUUCCUCAAUUUGAACACUUGUCAAUAUUUCAAAAAUAUUGAUACACACUCCUCAAUAGUCGUAUAAAGGUUAGAUGAGAGGCAGAGAAAAUUCACGCCAAAAUGUAAUGUCGUAGAAGUGAGAUGAAAAUUCUCUUAAUUUACGGAAGUCGUAAAGAGUAUUUUACGGUUUCUGCUCGACUUUUCCACUAGAGUCGUCACACAUCAAGAGAACACCAUUAAAGUGAUAAAAGAAUAUUAAGUGUUUGCCGCAAUUUUUCACAUUCACUUCUGGUUAGAUGCUUCACAUGGAAGUGGAUGGGAUGAUGUAGAGAAUUAGUGGAGGAGAGUAUUAAAUUUCACGUGCACGGAUAUUUAAGGAGAGUUCAUAAAUUGUAGAAGUAUUAUUGUGUAAAUAAAUAGACAGAAAAAAAUCUCAUUCCGUCUCAAUUAUUACAAUUUCAAUUCAUGCGAUAAACAUUUUCUUCUUGUUCAAUUGAAAGAAAAAUAACCAAAUUGUGUGGCAUUUAAAGGAGUUUCGUUUUCUACUCAUUUAGCAAGAUGUGGAAAAUUAGCAAAAAUUUUACAAUAAAGAUGAACAAAGUGAGAGAGAUGUAAAAGUAAUCUUAUGAUUUUAGGAAAAAAAGAAAGAUAAUAUACAUAUUGCAUAGAAAAGAGUGGAAGAAAGACAUUUCCUAUGGAUUACACUAAUUAGUAAUUGAAUGAAAAAGAUGGAAAUUUGUGUAAAUUUACCGAUAAAUAGUGAGUUAAAAGAUAAAAAUGGUGGAAAGUAAAAAAAAUAAAAUACAAUUAAUUAGAGAAUAAAAAUAUCUUUGAAAUAGUCAAAUCAAUUUAUUUUUAAACUGAAAUGAGACACAAGAAAUAAUAUGCGUAAAAAUCCCUCUCUAUUAAAUACCAAAAAUAUAAGAAUAAUUGUGUAUAAAGAAGUGAAUUUCUGGUGAGAAAGUGUCAUAAUAAAAAGAAAAUCACUUUUUCGCAUCUGAUCUCUCUGCUUUAUCACACUCUUCAAUUCAGACGAAUCUCUCAAUCAAUCCAACUAAACUACCAACCUAGACAUGUUACACGAGAUAAAUAUGAAAAUAAAUUUUUGUAAU